Lucilia sericata (common green bottle fly) is the source of this 1781-nucleotide messenger RNA. RefSeq names its product synaptotagmin-C. Lineage: Eukaryota; Metazoa; Arthropoda; Insecta; Diptera; Calliphoridae. The transcript has 8 exons. Gene Ontology annotation, biological process: calcium-ion regulated exocytosis; cellular response to calcium ion; regulation of dopamine secretion. Bases 1 to 1767 code for a protein of 588 amino acids. The record is from RefSeq and is a predicted model, not a curated record. Gene Ontology annotation, molecular function: calcium-dependent phospholipid binding; phosphatidylserine binding; clathrin binding.
AUGAGCGGUUUAGGACCGGCGGCAUGUUGGCUCGCCCACAAACGUAUAGAAUCAUGGUCACGCAUGGCUAAAGAACGUGUCGGUGCUGUGCGUAAAGUAACAUUAGAUCGUAAUUCCGAAGAUUUGCCAACAACAUCAAAUAACUCAAAUAAUGCUAAUAAUGCUGGUGUGAACAAUGCUUCGGCUGCAGCAGCUAAUCAAAUCGGAUCAAAUACAUCACAUACACCACCGUUAUCACAGCCAAUGACACCGCCACCAUCGGCAUCAUCGUUAACAUCGAAUACCAGCGGUAUUGGUAGUGUAACGGAUAGUUAUGAUUUGCAUACAGAUUCAGAACAGGAGGUUAAUUUUACCCGAGAAUCCCAACCAAUACAACCUCAAUCGAAUCAAGGUUCUACACAUACUGUUAAUGCAGACGUUUUAAGGGGUCCAGCUGAUGUUUUACACAGUCCUUUACAUUUGCAUCAUCAGUCAAGAUCAUUUCCACCGAGACUACAACGUACACCUUCAAUCUCAAGCCAAUCCAGUGUAGAUAGUGCUCCUUCUAGGCAAUCAUGUCAUCGUGGUUCCUCACCACAAAUUCGUACCUUUGGUCCUGAUGGUCGCAGUUCUUUGCCCACCGAAUCGGUGUUCCCUUAUUAUCUGUCACGUACUCCCAGUCCUAUGCGCACCAUAUCCCUGGAUGCCCGUAGUGCCAGUCAAGUGGCUGCCGAGGUGGCCGAUUUGCGCACCUCUAGUCCCUCGCAAAAUAGUUUGGCCUCUUUGUCUAGUGUUUCGAAUGCUCCUCUUUCCCCUCAUUCUCCUCACUCGUCGAAACAUGGCAAUAGAUGUAUUUCACCUUUACUAAUACCACCCAGAAUACAGCCCAAUGUUGAUCCUACCAUGGGACCUGCUUCACCAUUGGGUGCCAUACAACCUGAUUUGUAUCGUGGUCCGGAUGGUCCUAUUUACUUAAAUGCUCCUGAAAAUAGUCCAGCAUUGGGUCGUUUACAUUUAAGGGUUAAAUACGAUUAUCAUUUAUUCGAUUUGACUGUGCACUUGAUUGAGGCUCAUAAUUUAUGUCCCAUUGAGGAGGGUGGUUUCCGUGAUCCUUAUGUACGCUUGCUCUUGGAACCCGAAGUGGAUAAACGCAAACGUCAAACGCUCAUACAUCGUGGUGAAACUAAUCCCUAUUUUGAUCAACAUUUUAAAUUUCCGGUUUCACGUGAUCAAUUGCAGGGCAAAGAAUUGAUUUUACAGGUUCUAGACUAUGAUCGUUAUUCUCACAAUGAUAUAAUUGGUGAAGUACGCAUCAGUAUUGAUGAGCUGGAUCUAUCGAAAUCUGUGGAGAUCUGGGGUGAUUUAUUGCGCACCAAAAAACCUCCAGAAGAUCGCCCCGAACUAUUAUGUUCUUUGAACUAUUUGCCUCAAGCCGAACGUUUAACGGUGGUCAUAAUGAAGGCCAAGAAUUUGGAUACAAUACAGGAAACUUAUGUGAAGUUAUAUUUGAUUCAAAAUGGCAAACGUGUUAAGAAACGCAAGACGAGCAUUAGUAAAUCUGAAGAUGCCGCCAAUCCCACUUGGAAUGAACCAUUUACUUUUAAUUUACAAUCAUCCUAUUUGCACAAUGCAGCCAUAGAGAUCUAUGUCGUCUCAGUGGGUGGCGAGACCCAAGAAAUCGGCAGUAUUGGUUUGGGUCCACAGGAAAGUGGUACGGGUUGCCAACAUUGGCAUGAUAUGAUAAAUAAUGCCCGAAAACCGACAGCUAUGUGGCAUUAUGUACGUUAAUAAAAACUUUUAAA